AUUGUAAAAGAUAAAAUAAAAAAAGCACAAGUUACGUCAAGAUCAAUCCCAAUUUGUGGUUUUAGCCAGUUGAAUAAUCGAAAAAAGACUAAUUUAUUAAUAAUAUCACAGUUUAUUUCACAGUUAAAUGUAGUUAGUACGUCAAUGAAAUGUGGUAAUGGCUUAGUGGUGUCAGUCAAGUUUGGUUGAACAUAAAGUGGCGGUGCAAUAAAAGUUCUGCAUCUGUAAAGCGGUGUGUGCUCAACCGGUCCAAGGUGUAUAACGCUUCCUAACUUCCGCAUGUGGCAGUAGCUUCGCUCAGAUUUGAACCAAGUUCAAAACAUUUUUGGUUAACUGCAACGCUUCAUAUUCACCACGUCGUGCGCGGCCUUAACCACACUACUACCAACACAGGCUUGAGAUCUACAUACAUAGAUGAUAUUAUGGCUCGUACGAGUUCACCACAGCGCAGCCGCGAACUAUCCACAACGUAGCUGAUUGAGCCAAGUGAACGAGUUUCCAUUGCCGCUGCUGCAGUUUCUUAAGCUCUCUUUCGACCUGCCUUACUACUUGGCAGCCGUCACAUUGUAAUAAGCUGCGUGAGCCACCGACGCUGUCAGCGACAACAGACACUUUGUUGGAGCUGCUGGAGUCAGACGCAAGUAAUCGUCGUUCCGUGGUCGUCUUUAACGUAUUUCAAUUACUAAGUCACUGUGCGUGUGCAGCAAAUUUCAUAUUAUGUGCAAUAGAGUUUACAAGUGAUAAUCGAUGCUAAAUAAAAAGGAAAUUAUUUUCUAAAUAAUAUUUGAUUUCGCGUGCAUUUACGAGUUAUCAACAAAAAUUAAAAAAAAAAAAACAACGAAAACAUAAGCUAGUGACAUGUGUCCUUAUAUGAAUAAUUAAAAAAAGUUUAACCUAUAAAGGACCUCCUAUUGGCCAGCGGGCGACCUUAAACAAUCCAUAAAAAGUCCCAUAAAAAUAAAAGUAAAAGGUGUAUACCAAUGAAGGGCAUAGAAAUUAUUUUAUAAACCCGUUGAACACAUCCUACGAGUAUAAUAAAUAAUAUAAGCAAAAUACAAAAAAAUUAUAAAAAUAAAAACGCCUAGGAAAGUGUUACAUCCGAAUCUUUGCAUAUAUUUAAACUUGAAGCAAUACAUUUGUACGAAAAUGGCCUGUUUAAGCACUUCCGGUCGUCGAGGACUUAACGUUGUCGUCGGUACUCGAAACCACCAAACUCAAAAAUAUCUUUGCCAAUUAUUUUUGCAACAAAAAAUCAACAGAUCGUUUUGCUCAAGCGCAGCCAUCGCUACCGCGUUGCUUGGGAAAAGCGCUACAGGCCACAUGUCCUCGCUGUUGCCACAGCGCAAGUUUCAUGGAGUGGGUGUGGUAAUGCAACGUAACACCGCCAUGACAGCAGGACAGGAUUAUUUUGCCAAUUUGCAGCACACAAGCGGAACCUGCAACAGCAACAGCAGCAGCAGCACAACAAGCACAAACAACUCAAAUGCAAAUACUAAAAGCUCUAAUCCUACAACAAUAACAGGCAGUUGCCGUCAAUAUAGUUCGGUGCAUACGCAACAGCCAGCUGGGCCGGUGCGAGAGCUACAAAUCGAUCCUUACAUCAUAAUUGAAGACGAUCUGAAAUAUUUCUACGAUGAUGUCAGAGACCUCCUGCGGCAGGGCACGAGUCAGACUGAAUUGGAUAAGAUCGCCACGUACUACUUCGACGGCCAGGGCAAAGCGCUGCGACCAAUGGUUACUAUGCUGAUGGCCAGAGCGAUAAACUACCAUUUAAAUAAGGAAUCAAGCAAUUUGCUGCACAAACAAAGAUUCAUUGCGCUCUUCUCCGAAAUGGUCCACUCAGCAAGUCUGGUGCAUGACGAUGUCAUCGAUCAAUCGGAUUUUCGACGCGGCAAGCCAAGCGUGAAUGCGUUGUGGAAUCAUAAAAAGGUUACAAUGGCUGGUGAUUACAUUCUGUCAAUUGCAUCGAUUAUGAUUGCACGUCUGAAGAGCGACGAUGUGACGAUUGUUCUAAGUCAGAUUUUAACCGAUCUGGUUCAAGGCGAAUUCAUGCAACUUGGCUCAAAGGAAACCGAAAAUGAACGGUUUGCGCACUACCUGACCAAGACAUACAGGAAGACGGCCUCACUCAUAGCGAACGCGCUGAAAGCGACGGCCGUAAUUGCUGAAGCUGAUGAAAACAUCACCGAAUUGGCAUUCCAAUAUGGCCGCAAUGUAGGCUUGGCGUUUCAGCUGGUCGACGAUAUGCUGGACUUUGUCUCCUCCGCGGAUACAAUGGGCAAGCCAACGGCCGCUGAUCUAAAAUUGGGUCUCGCCACGGCGCCGGUGCUCUUCGCAUGCGAAAAGUAUCCCGAACUCAAUCCGAUGAUAAUGCGCAGAUUUACCGAACCCGGUGAUGUCGAACGUGCCUUCGAACUAGUCCACAAAUCGCACGGACUCGAACAGACGCGCUUCUUGGCCAAAAAGCACUGCAUCGAAGCGAUACGAUUGACGCAGGAGCUGACCGAGUCGCCAUACCAAAAGUGUCUGCAAGUGGUGGCGGAUUUAGUCAUUAACCGUAUGAAAUAAUAGUUUAAGUCUGGGUGCAGGGGGCAGCUGGUGCAACAAAAAAUGUGCAACAUAAAGAAAAUAAUAACAAAAAAUAAAUAACGCAACUACACACCGUGGGUGGCUUUGCCAAAUAAACAAACAAACACAUUUGGAAAGAUUCAUAAAUUCAAUACACUUACACAUUUAUAUAUGUAUAAUAUAUUGUAUAUGCACACACACACAUAUACAUGUAUACAUUAAUUUGUAAUUAUAAUAAAAAUAAUUAUAAAACGAAAAAAAGAGUCCAAAAUAAAUUAUAAAUAGAUUUUAUAUGCAAAAAUAUUAUGUUAGCAAAAAAUAUAAAAAAAAUAUAUAUAAAAAAAUACACACACACAAACACAAAGUAAAUAUGUAACAAGCAGCGCAAAAAUUAAACGAUUGCAAUUUGUUCGACUUUUUGUAUGUAUGUUUAUGCAAGUUACUUGAAAUUUGGCAAACAACAAAAUCGGACAAAUAUUUGCACAAAUUUGCUAAUAAACCGAGGUAAAUUACAAAAAAAAAAAAAAAAAAAAUCAUGCAAUUUUUUCUAGUUUAAAACACAGAAAUAUUAUUUUAAUAAUGUUAUGCUUUAGUGUGUAAGUCUUGUUGACAUUGUAAAUAAUUUAUAGUAAUUUAAAAGGGAAGAAGAAAAAUACAAAAUGAAAAAAAUCAUGCAGCCAAUGAGUUGGACCAAACAAUGAAGGAUGAAUAUGCACACACAGAAGUGGUAGUUGCUCUAUAUGUAUGUGUGUUUGACACUCAUUUGGAUAACUAACAAACCAACUAACUCAAAAACAACAACAAAAUCAUUCACUGAUAUACCUAAAAGGCCAGCAAACAAACAAAAAACAAGCAAACAAAAAAAUAAGCAAGCAAAAUGGGCGCAAUAUUGGUUAAAAUUUAAUUUAGUUUGUAAUGUAUUGAAAAAAUGUAAUAAUUUAAAUUAAAAAAUAUAAAGCUGUCCAUAUGUACAUAACCAUUGUACAAAGCAGAAGCAGUUGAAGCGGUUAGCCUAAGAAUAUGUAAAAGAAAUUAUGACAAAUGUGUUCGUGAAAAAACGUGAAAGUGUAACUAAAGAUAUUUGAGAAACGAUUUUUUAUAUUUGUAUGCACCUAUGUACUAUAUACAUAUAUAUGUAGAGACGAAAAGUCAAGACUAUAAAAAGCUGAGAAUUGUUUAAAGUUAAAAUUUGUUUGUAUAUAAUAUAAUUUGAAAAGUUGUUAACGACAUUAGUUGCUUGCGCGCGCCAGGAAAGUGGCUCGGAAAAUUAUGCGUAAAAAGAAAAAAUUGCCAGUAAAAAUGAAAAAAUAACUUUUUGCUGAAUUAAUUUAUGUUAAGAGUUAUGCUUCUUUUUUUUUUUUUAAACUUAUCGCGCUACAAGCGCAUGCAGGCGAGCCAGUGAGAGUGAGUAAUGGCUAUAAUGGAGAGUAAUAGAUAAUUAAAGAAAAACUUUUGGAAAGAUUCUACAUCUACUAAUUGGCGGCUACUCGCCUAGCGACGGCAGCGCACGCACACAUUUUAGUCAAACUUUAUUUUUGGUCAAUUUCUAAAAUUAAAAAAAAAAAAAAAAAUUUAAUAAAUUUAAAAGAAAUU
Anastrepha ludens (Mexican fruit fly) is the source of this 4161-nucleotide messenger RNA. RefSeq names its product all trans-polyprenyl-diphosphate synthase PDSS1 (gene qless). Gene Ontology annotation, molecular function: prenyltransferase activity. Gene Ontology annotation, biological process: ubiquinone biosynthetic process; isoprenoid biosynthetic process. Lineage: Eukaryota; Metazoa; Arthropoda; Insecta; Diptera; Tephritidae. The record is from RefSeq and is a predicted model, not a curated record. The transcript has 8 exons. Gene Ontology annotation, cellular component: mitochondrion; transferase complex. Bases 1147 to 2568 code for a protein of 473 amino acids.